CUGUGGACAUGGAUGGAAGAUCUGCAGAAGGAGCUCUUAGAGGAUGUCUGUGCUGACUCUGUGGAUGCAGUUCAGGAGCUUAUCAAACAGUUUCAACAGCAACAAACAGCCACCUUGGAUGCUACCCUCAAUGUUAUUAAAGAAGGGGAAGAUCUAAUCCAACAGCUCAGGGACUCAGCCGUUUCCAACAAUAAGACUCCACACAAUAGCUCCAUCAGCCACAUCGAAUCCGUCCUUCAGCAGCUCGACGAGGCCCAGGUACAGAUGGAAGAGCUCUUCCAUGAGAGGAAGAUUAAGCUAGACAUUUUCCUUCAGCUCCGGAUUUUUGAACAGUACACCAUUGAGGUUACAGCAGAGUUAGAUGCCUGGAAUGAAGACCUGCUGAGACAAAUGAAUGAUUUUAAUACUGAAGACCUCACUCUGGCUGAGCAGCGUUUGCAGCGUCACACCGAGCGGAAGUUGGCCAUGAACAAUAUGACCUUUGAAGUCAUCCAGCAAGGGCAAGAUUUACACCAAUACAUCAUGGAGGUCCAGGCUUCAGGCAUUGAGCUGAUCUGUGAAAAAGACAUUGAUCUUGCGACACAGGUUCAAGAACUGCUGGAAUUCCUUCAUGAGAAACAGCAUGAGCUGGAACUUAAUGCUGACCAAACUCACAAGAGGUUAGAGCAGUGCCUACAGCUCCGGCACCUACAGGCUGAAGUCAAGCAGGUGCUUGGCUGGAUCCGGAAUGGUGAAUCAAUGCUGAAUGCAAGCCUUGUCAAUGCAAGCUCCCUCUCUGAAGCUGAGCAGCUCCAGCGAGAGCAUGAGCAGUUUCAGCUGGCCAUAGAGUCCCUCUUUCAUGCCACUUCCUUACAGAAGACACACCAGAGUGCCCUGCAGGUCCAGCAGAAAGCCGAAGUGUUGCUACAGGCUGGGCAUUACGAUGCUGAUGCUAUCAGAGAGUGUGCCGAAAAGGUGGCCCUGCACUGGCAGCAGCUGAUGCUGAAGAUGGAGGACAGGCUCAAACUUGUCAAUGCCUCAGUGGCCUUCUAUAAAACCUCUGAGCAG
Messenger RNA from Pterocles gutturalis (yellow-throated sandgrouse), 1047 nucleotides. RefSeq names its product kalirin-like. NCBI's taxonomy places the organism in Eukaryota, Metazoa, Chordata, Aves, Pterocliformes, Pteroclidae. The record is from RefSeq and is a predicted model, not a curated record. Gene Ontology annotation, cellular component: cytoplasm. Gene Ontology annotation, molecular function: protein binding; guanyl-nucleotide exchange factor activity. The annotation marks the transcript as partial. Gene Ontology annotation, biological process: axon guidance. The transcript has 6 exons.